Messenger RNA from Bactrocera dorsalis (oriental fruit fly), 1859 nucleotides. Its product is annotated as elongation of very long chain fatty acids protein F-like. Gene Ontology annotation, biological process: very long-chain fatty acid biosynthetic process; sphingolipid biosynthetic process; fatty acid elongation, monounsaturated fatty acid. Gene Ontology annotation, molecular function: fatty acid elongase activity. Bases 868 to 1689 code for a protein of 273 amino acids. NCBI's taxonomy places the organism in Eukaryota, Metazoa, Arthropoda, Insecta, Diptera, Tephritidae. The record is from RefSeq and is a predicted model, not a curated record. The transcript is spliced from 4 exons. Gene Ontology annotation, cellular component: endoplasmic reticulum membrane.
CGUAUACAUAUAAGACACUAGAGCGGAUGCUUCCAUUUCCAGGUUAGCUCUUUCAAACCUCCAAAUCAAAUUCGUUUCAACACUUUCCAGAGCGGGAAAAGUUCGCUUGCGUAACCGUGAUAAAAAAGACGUUAAAGUUAUAUAAUUAUAAUGAGAAAAUUCGGUUAUCAUUGUACUUUUAUAUAUAUUUUAUUUAAUAUAGUCUCUUUAGCAAUGCGUCGUCAUUUUAAUAUAUCUAAAAUCGAUUAAAAAACUAAACUUAAUUAAUACUUAAUUAAAAAAAGUUGACUUAGAACUUUUGUUGUUGACAAAUUCACGCAGUUAGUUCGAACUUCAGACUUUCAGAAGGCUUUUCACAAACGAGAUGCAUUCGUUACGAAUCUAACUACAACAACGUCAUGGAGUUCGUAUCGGAAACGUAAAGGCGUUCGGUUUUAGAGCACGAUCGCUUGGGCAUUGGUGCAUACUAGUCCAAAUUUAAAAAUUCUAUGCGCGGCGUGUCAAUAUUAUUGUGUCAAUUGUUUGGAAUGCAAUCAAAACUGCGUGUAAAUACGGGCUUUAGCCCGAUUAAAGAUUAAGUAGGACUCAAGUUAAAUUUAUCUAUAUCUAAGGAUACUUGUAAAAGGUAUAACGUUUACAAUGUAUGGAUCUAUGGACUGGCACACAUACCGGACAUAUAUGCAAUCAUGCACUCGCUCUAGCCAAUGAUAAUGAUAUUCUAAUUAAUGAUAAUACUUUUUAAAGGAAAUGUAAAGCUUGCAAUCGAUUCAUUUUAAAACAAAGGAAACAAUAUGUCAACGUUUUUAUACGCAACCAGCGCUCGACGCGGCACGUUGUGUUCAGCACGGAUUUGUUUAAAGUGAAACAAUGUUGAGCCGACUUUACGAUUUACUCACAAGGCCCACUGAAGUUGUGGAAGUCGUGGGCUUACUGCCAUUUAAUGGAGCUAUUUGGCCCAUUGUAGUUGUGAAUGUGUUCUUUGUCGUGUUCGCCUUUCGACUUGGACCCUGGCUGAUGCGCAACCGCGAACCUUUCAAUCUCAAGCGCGUAAUUAUGGUCUACAAUAUAUUUCAAAUCAUAUACAACGGCAUAAUGGCGGUUCUGUCUGUCAAAUUGCUAUCGCAUUAUUUGGAGCAGCCAGAUGGACUAGCCUGCAUCCGGCCGAUGAGCAUGGAUCACCCGGCGAAAAAAUUUGAAAUAUUUUGCGUGCUAUUGUACAUAGGCAACAAGUUCAGCGAUUAUUUGGAAACGCUGUUCUUCAUACUGCGCAAAAGCUACAAGCAAGUAACGGUCCUGCACGUCUACCACCACAUAAUGAUGACGACCUUCUUAUACCUGCACAUGGUUACGCGUGGUAUCGGCGGCCAGGGCAGCACAAUUGGCAUGCUCAACACAUUCGUCCACGUCGUCAUGUACGUGUAUUAUCUGCUGAGCUCCAUCAAUACGGAACUGAAGAAGUCGCUGUGGUGGAAAAAGUACAUUACACAAUUGCAGCUGGCACAAUUCGCAAUUCUCUUCGUCCAUCAGCUUUGGCCACUGGUGAUGGUGCCCGACUGUCCCGUAUCUACAGUUUGGCAAUGCCUUGCCUUGACACAGGCCGUGGUUAUGAUGUGGAUGUUCGGCAACUUCUACCAUAAGACCUAUAUUAGGAAGCCGAAGGACAAGCAGCUGACGGGAAAGCAAUCAUGAACGCGAUCUCCCAACUGUGCCGAACUCAGAUGUUGGUUUACCGACAGCACUAUGCCUUGUAAUUAUUGGAUUUUUUUUGUGAUAUUGCAAUAAGUUAUAAUUUUUAAAAGUAAAUAUUAAAAUUUUUUUGAAAAGAUUAAAGUGUUUCAAAAUCUUUUCCAGUACCUAAA